Molecule: messenger RNA, 1862 nt
Organism: Cynara cardunculus var. scolymus (artichoke)
Lineage: Eukaryota; Viridiplantae; Streptophyta; Magnoliopsida; Asterales; Asteraceae
Product: E3 ubiquitin-protein ligase RFI2-like
Exons: 6
Coding region: 342-1565 (407 amino acids)
Molecular function (GO): ubiquitin-protein transferase activity
Source: RefSeq, a predicted model, not a curated record
GUGAGAGGAGGAAAGAGAAAAUGCGCUAAGGUUCGGUUUCAUUUCAUACAAUCGUGAAAUGAUCUUUUGUUUUUCUCAUUCUCUUUCGUCGGCACUUGCGAUUCUUAAAUUUCUGCUUCAACUCUGAAACCCUAAGACUUUGAGAGCUGUAAUCGGUUCUGUUUUUUCGUAUUUUAAUGAUUAAUUUAAGAAAGAAAGAAAGACCUGUAAAAGGGGAUUCUUGAUUUUCCGAAGUUGUUGUUGGGCAAGUAAGGAAUUUGAGGGAGAUUUUUCUUGUGGUGGAAGUUAUAAUUGUAAUUAUCUCAUAGAAUAGGAUUAGGGAUUUGUGUACUUGAGAAUAUAUGGGGUUGGAGGAUGCAGAUCUUGUAGAUGACGGGGAUGCUGCCGGAGGAGGCAAAGCUGCUGUCUCGGUUUCAUGCUCGAUUUGCCUCGAGGUUGUCACCGAUAACGGGGAUCGUGCGUGGGCAAAGCUCCAAUGCGGUCAUCAAUUUCAUCUGGAUUGCAUUGGUUCUGCAUUUAAUGUCAAAGGAGUGAUGCAGUGCCCCAACUGUAGGAAAAUUGAGAAAGGUCAGUGGCUUUAUGCGAAUGGUUGUAGACCAUAUCCCGAGUUCAGCAUGGAUGACUGGGCUCAUGAUGAAGAUCUUUAUGAUCUAAGUUAUUCUGAAUCGUCUAUGUGGUGCCCCUUCGGUGGAUUUACUCGACUUGCUGCUUCUUUUGAUGAAGGGGACUUUCCAACAACUGCAUACCAUGAUCUUCUUGGACAACAUGCGAUUUUUACUGAACAUGCAGCAGCUGUAUCAUCUGCUACUCAUCUGUGUCCAUAUAUUGCUUAUGUUCAACCAGUUCACCCCUCGUCAUCAUCCUCAACUUCCAGUGCAACUGUUGCUGAUGGUCCUACUUACAAUAAUCAAUGGAACAGCCAAUCAGCGUCAAGUGAGAUACCAAAUUCUUAUGCUUUGCCCACCAUGGACGUCCGUUAUCACACCGUCAUUCCAACGUCAGGCAGCCGUGUAGGUGGUGCUGACCAACCCUCCAUGCCAUCUGUUAUGCCGCGAAGGCCAGUAAGGACUAACGCUGAUAUGCCAAGAUCAGGGUCUUAUAUGCAUCCAUUCCUUGUUGGCCAAAGUUCUGGUGCUAGAGCUCCGAGCUCGGUUGGAUCUUCAAUGAUUCAUCCUUAUCCUGGGAGUGCUGCGCGGGCAAGGGAGCGGUCCCAGGCCCUUCAGGCCUAUUUUCAGCAACCUAGCAAUUUGCCUGGGUUACGCACACCUAUUAAUGUAUCUGGAUCACGGAGAUCGAACAAUCAGGGGCAAAUUGGUCAGGUGGGUUCAUCUUCAGAUCAGAAUCAGAUUCGCGGUGGCGUCUAUUUCCUACCAACAUCAGGUUCAUCUGGCGGUAGAAGCUUUCAGGAAGCAGAAAGCUCGAUGGCGAAUCCAUUCCAGCAUGCAUGGGAAAGAGAUGUGGCACACCCAGGGGCAGGAUGGGGUUUUCAUCAGUCUGGGGGUGGCGUGUUUCGACAGAGGCACAGUUCAGAGAGAAGUCCAUCUCAAGGUCAUUAUCGGUCGUAAAGGUUGUUUUAUUCGGGUUUCCAUGAACCAAAUGUGAUGAGAUGGAAAACUUAUUUGGUACCAACCAACCAACUGGUCAAGUUUUUAAGAAAAAUGAUGGAUGUAAGUGUAACAACAGUUGGAGGCUUUGCUUUUGAGUUGCAAAGGCUUGAAUGGCCUUGAAAUGAGUUGCCAUUUGAUUUGGCAGCUGCUGAUGCUGCAUGCGUUGUUGAUUGGUUUGUGUGAUGAUGGACUUUGGCUUUCUAUGCAUUGCCCUUGAGAUAUAAAAUAACGUUAUUGUGUUCAUAGACCCUCAAA